CAGCAAGGAGUCAACAACACACUUGGCGGUGGGCGAAGUUGAGCUAUUGCAGGCGAGCAAGUAUAGUGCACCACAGGCGGGACCAAAGUUGCUGGCUGGACCGCGGCAUUACUCACACAGGGACCGAGCGCGUGGGAGCGUGCGUGCGUCUGCACCGUUGAGGCUGCAGCGCUUCAACAGUAAACGAGUGCGCCAUGAUCGAAAGAAUGGCCAAGAGUGCUCUCGGUGGGAGUAGCAGCAGCAGGAGUGCACCGCAGCGCCUGUUGCGCGCCGUCGAGACCUACACGGCACGGGAUCCCGUUCGAGCAACGCUCAAGGGCCUCGUGCACCACGGCCGCCACGCCAGGAGCAAGUUCGUGUCUCACCACCUCCGUGACCAGCUAUGCGUGAGGCUGUCCCACCAGAUGCGAAGGCUGGAGCUUUUCCCCCGACCUGCGGGCACAAGCACCCACUACCUCGACCAGCUGUUUCGGGUGCACGCCGCUACGUUCCAGGAGCUGCUCGAUGCGGGGAGCGUGGUGGAACGAAUGUUGCCACACGGUACAAGGGAGGACUCUCUGCAGCGGCAGCGGUGCGACCCUCUCGAUGACUUCCGCCGCACCGUCGACGCCGUCAACAACCGACACGCCCCAAACGUCGAAACUUUGAUGGAGGCCAAACGAGAGGCGUCGAGGGGGGCCGGGGGCGUGGGUCCCGAGAGCGAGAACCAUCUGCAGGGCCUCGUCGAUGACUUUCUCCAGAUGCAUAUCAGCUUCCAGCUCCUGUGCAGACACUUCCUCCAGUCUCUCAAGCCAUUGGAUCUCGAAAACUCCAACAAGAGGACUGGGCUCGUGGCGGAAGAGUGUCUGCUGAGCGACGUCAUCGCCGAUGCUAUCGGCGAAACUCAGCUCAUCACGGAACACCAUCUCGUGCACUCGCCAGACGUAUGCAUUGAGGGGGACGUUGACGCUCGAGCCAGCUGCAUCCCGAGCCACGUGCACCACAUCCUGUUCGAGGUGCUCAAGAACGCCCUCAAGGCCACCACCACGGCGCACGCCAGCGUCGCCGACACUCUUCCCCCCGUGCGCGUCCGGAUAGCACAGGUCGUGGUGUGAUGUCAGCUGUCGGCAAAUAUCUGUCACUGUCUUUGGCAAUCUUUGCAUUUGUAUGUGAUGUGUCGGGAACGGGAUGGACUGCUUGUUGUUUUUUGUGUUGUGUUUCCGUUUUUGUCCUUUUUUUUGUUGUAUUCCUCAUAUUUUUUUUGGCCACCAAUAGUUCUAAGGCGUCAAUGGUUUCAAAUCGUUCGGGGCUGGUGGCCGUGGCCAUGAUUGUUUGUCCUUGCUGGUCGUGUUUCCUGAAAGACGCCCUUUUCUUGCCUCCGGUAGCAGUGUGAUGUGGUGAUGCGAUGGGUGCUGGCGUCGUUUCCUCACGAAAAACUUUCGUUAAAGUCGAAAGCAACGCGACAGCGAGAAAGAGAGAGAGACAGAGAGAGACAGACAGAGACAGAGACAGAAACAGAGACAGAGACAGAGGCAGAGGCAGAGACAGAGAGAGAGGCAGAGAGACAGAGAGACAGAGACAGAGAGAGAGAAAGACAGAGAGACAGAGAGACAGACACACACGCAAAGCAGAUCAAACACAAAACACCGCUACAUUGUUAAUUAUGUCGGUCCAAUAAUGGUGCAUGGUCUCGCUGCCACCACUCAUUCGCGCGGUCUCUUGUUCUUGAUCAUUCACGCCAUAAUAUUUUGAGCGAAAACUGUUAAUUCUACGGGCUCGUGAGGCGAUAAACAGGGCAAGAGACAAGUGAGCGUCUGCGUGUCGGACCAGGGCGGAGGGAUGGCCAUGGACACCGCUCGCGACGCCUUCAAGUACCUUUGGACCUCUUCCGAGACGUACGAUGAGGUGCAAGCGAAGCACGCCGCGAACGCGUCCUUCCAGCCGGCGAUCGACCCCUUGUCCGGCAUGGGCAUCGGGCUGCCCGUGAGCAGAUUGUACGCGCGACACUUCGGCGGCGACCUUCGGAUGCUGUCCCUCCAAGGCUACGGGACCCACGUGGGGUUGUUCCUGCCAUUGGGGUCAGACGGAGUCGAGAGGUUACCUGGCUGACCCCCUACCCAUGCCGAUGCGGAUCAUCACUAGUCUAGUAUACUAUUUUGUUGUCUGUGCCGCCGGUGACGUCUACCACCUACAACACGCCAAUAGUAUUAGCCUCCCUCAUGACACCCCCCCGCGGGGACCCAGAUUAUGGCCUUUGUGAAGCAU
Ectocarpus sp. CCAP 1310/34 is the source of this 2244-nucleotide messenger RNA. NCBI's taxonomy places the organism in Eukaryota, Phaeophyceae, Ectocarpales, Ectocarpaceae. The record is from the annotation of a GenBank genome assembly.